Molecule: messenger RNA, 2714 nt
Organism: Budorcas taxicolor (takin)
Lineage: Eukaryota; Metazoa; Chordata; Mammalia; Artiodactyla; Bovidae
Gene: FNTB
Product: farnesyltransferase, CAAX box, beta
Exons: 12
Coding region: 66-1379 (437 amino acids)
Biological process (GO): protein farnesylation
Cellular component (GO): protein farnesyltransferase complex
Molecular function (GO): protein farnesyltransferase activity
Source: RefSeq, a predicted model, not a curated record
AGUUUCAAUGCGCGUUGUGGCUUGCCGAAGCUGAGCCCUAUACACCGCCUGCUGCUUUCCGGAUCAUGGCUUCUCCGAGUUCCUUCACCUAUUGUUGCCCUCCAUCUUCCUCCCCUGUCUGGUCAGAGCCGCUGUACAGUCUGAGGCCAGAGCACGCGCGGGAGCGGUUGCAGGACGACUCGGUGGAAACAGUCACGUCCAUAGAACAGGCAAAAGUAGAAGGAAAGAUCCAAGAGGUCUUCAGUUCUUACAAGUUCAACCACCUUGUACCAAGGCUUGUUUUGCAGAGAGAGAAGCACUUCCAUUAUCUGAAAAGAGGCCUCCGACAGCUGACAGAUGCCUACGAGUGUCUGGAUGCCAGCCGCCCAUGGCUCUGCUACUGGAUCCUGCAUAGCCUGGAACUCCUGGAUGAGCCCAUCCCCCAGAUGGUGGCCGCAGACGUGUGUCAGUUCCUGGAGCUGUGUCAGAGCCCAGAAGGCGGCUUUGGAGGGGGCCCUGGCCAGUACCCACACCUGGCACCCACGUAUGCAGCAGUCAACGCGCUGUGCAUCAUUGGCACCGAGGAGGCCUAUGACGUCAUUAACAGAGAGAAGCUUCUCCAGUAUUUGUACUCGCUGAAGCAACCCGAUGGCUCUUUUCUCAUGCACGAUGGAGGUGAGGUGGACGUGAGAAGUGCGUACUGUGCUGCCUCGGUAGCUUCGUUGACCAACAUCAUCACCCCAGACCUGUUUGAGGGCACUGCUGAAUGGAUCGCAAGGUGUCAGAAUUGGGAAGGUGGGAUUGGCGGGGUACCAGGAAUGGAAGCCCAUGGCGGCUACACGUUCUGUGGCCUGGCUGCGCUGGUCAUCCUCAAGAAGGAGCGCUCCUUGAACUUGAAGAGCUUACUACAAUGGGUGACAAGCCGGCAGAUGAGGUUUGAAGGUGGAUUUCAGGGCCGCUGCAACAAGCUGGUGGACGGCUGCUACUCCUUCUGGCAGGCGGGUCUUCUGCCCCUGCUUCACCGCGCGCUGCACGCCCAAGGUGACCCUGCCCUCAGCAUGAGCCGCUGGAUGUUUCACCAGCAGGCCCUGCAGGAGUACAUCCUGAUGUGCUGCCAAUGCCCCACCGGGGGGCUUCUGGAUAAACCCGGCAAGUCCCGGGACUUCUACCACACCUGCUACUGCCUGAGUGGCCUGUCCAUAGCCCAGCACUUCGGCAGCGGAGCCAUGUUGCACGAUGUGGUCUUGGGUGUACCUGAAAACGCCCUGCAGCCCACUCACCCUGUGUACAAUAUUGGACCAGACAAAGUGAUCCAGGCUACCAUGUACUUUCUGCAGAAGCCGGUUCCAGGCUUUGAGGAACAUGAGGAUGAGGCAUCAGCGGAGCCUGCCACCAACUAGGGGACACGGGGUCCUGCAGCUCUGUGUUCACCCAUCUCCCCAGUCAGACCAAGGUUCAUACAUGUCGAUACAUACUGCAUUUUGUGCUGCACAAGCCUUGGCCGCUGUGAAGCUUGGUUCUUUGUCCUUUUUUGUUAAACAGAACAAAACUGAUGGCUUUUGGUUCAGAGAACACAAUGGUGUGGUUUUUUAAAAAUUCUUUCCACUCCCGUCCUACCAAAAACCUACCAGCUGUGUAGCAUCUGGACCCGGCUCUGGCUCGGCCAGGGUUGGCUGGGGAGCAGUGCAUGCUGGAAUAGCAGCCCCGCCCCGCCAGCUGGCCAGCGCGACUGUCCAUCAAAAUGAAUGACGUCUGAGUAUGCAGCAUUCAGAGCUGUUGCUGCGGUUCUCACGUGUGCUACCACUGCGUCACCAGGAAGAUGGCCUCCUGUGGGUGGAAAGAAGUCUGCUCCAUGCCUAGGCAGGGGCUUUGAGUCUCACCAAAAUGAGUUCUCCAGGAAAAUAACGUGCUGGGGCUUCACUCAGAGGUGCCCAAGGUCCUCGCCUCCCAGCCUGAUUACUUGCAAGGGGAAGGAGCUAGGGUUGGGGAGAAGGGCUCAGGAGGUGUGAGUCCCUCCCUCUCCAGACUGGGCACUGACCACACAUCUCCAAGGCCAGCUUGCUGCAUGGGCAGGAUUUGCCUCGGCCCCAGUUGUGGUAGCUUAGACCCGGGAACCAAUUAUGAAUGGAAAACGAACUUCUUGUUCAACUCUGAGCCAGAGGAAGCAGCCCCAGAGCCACCCCAUCACGUGCCCUGAACAGCCCCUCUGAAGACUGCAAGGCAGCACCUUCAGCCCUCAGCCAGGCUGUUUCCGUCUUUCUUGCCCUGACUCCCUGCUCACCCUUCUGAAAGACAGUGUUGUCUUCUCUCACCCUGAGUAUUAACACUACUAAGUCUUUCACCUUCAUUUCUGACUCAGGAUUUAUUCACAUCCUGCCUACUCCAGGCUCAGAGAAAGAAAACCUAGUGCUAGAUAAGCUGGAUGCUGCCAGGGCAGGGCUGAGCGCUGCCCAGAGUGUCCAGCCUGGCAGGGCCCCUGCUGCCCACACAGAACAACCCUUUCUCGGUUAGUGGGGGUGGUGUUGGCUCACCCGACUCCGAUGGUCACAGCAAGCUCCAUGUCGCUGGUCUGGCCUUCCCGUAAGCAGCCGUGGGCUGUGGGCAGAUGGGGACCCAGAGAUGCAGCGUAAGGCUCAUCUCAAAAACUCUGGCCAUCUGCUGCCUCUAAUUUCCUAGUGCUUUGGCGUAUUGAGCUAUGUAUUACCUCCUUGAAAUAAUAAAAAAAUAACCUUUUC